AAAGAGGUUAAGAUAUAAAUCUUCAAGCACAUCCUCUGUGUGACAGUAUAAUCAUGGCUUCUCGAAAGCUCUCAUUUCUUCUCUCCCUCUCUUCCCCCUUUACUUCUUCUUCUUCAAGUUCUUUCGGUCUAUGUUCCGUCUGGGGAAGAGGCAUCAAUAGGUUUACUACAUCUGCUUCAAUUGAGAAACCCAUCAAUCCUUCUGUUAAGAUAGAGUACAACCAGCUUCUAAUUGAUGGGAAAUUCGUUGAUGCAGCAUCAGGGAAAACAUAUUCAACAUUGGAUCCUAGGACAGGAAACGUAAUAGCCUAUGUCGCUGAAGCUGAUACUGAAGACAUAAACCGGGCAGUUUCAGCUGCUCGCAAAGCAUUUGAUGAAGGACCAUGGCCGAGAAUGACUGCUUAUGAACGAUCAUGCAUCCUGUUGCGAUUUGCUGAUUUGAUUGAAAAAAACUUGGAUAAAGUUUCAGCACUUGAAACAUGGGAUAGUGGAAAGCCUUAUGACCAAGUUGCAAAUGUUGAAGUACCAAUGUUGGUACGUAAGAUCCGAUAUUAUGCUGGUUGGGCAGACAAGAUUCAUGGUCUCACAAUUCCAGGUGAUGGACCACACCAUGUGCAGACCUUGCAUGAACCUAUUGGUGUUGCAGGACAGAUCAUUCCAUGGAAUUUUCCUCUUCUAAUGUAUUCUUGGAAAAUCGGCCCUGCAUUAGCAUGUGCUAAUACGGUUGUCCUGAAGACAGCAUCGCAAACACCAUUAUCUGCUCUAUAUGUGACAAGCCUGCUGUAUGAGGCUGGGCUUCCUCCUGGGGUUGUAAGUGUGGUCCCUGGCUGUAUUCCUGCUGGUGAAGCUCUCUGUAAUCACAUGGAUGUCGACAAGCUUGCGUUCACUGGAUCAACUAGGACUGGUCAGAAAAUACUUGAAAUGGCUGCAAAGAGUAAUCUCAAGUCAGUGACUUUAGAACUUGGAGGAAAAUCUCCUUUUAUUGUGUGUGAGGAUGCUGACGUUGAUCAAGCUGCAGAGCUUGCACAUUUGGCCUUGUUCUUUAACCAGGGUCAAUGUUGUUGUGCUGGGUCUCGAACUUUUGUACAUGAACGCGUGUAUGAUGAAUUUGUAGAGAAAGCAAAGGCCUGUGCUUCAAAACGUGUAGUUGGAGAUCCUUUUCAGAAGGGGGUUCAACAAGGUCCUCAGAUUGAUGAGCAACAAUUUCAGAAGAUCCUUUCGUAUAUAAGGUCUGGUAUUGAAAGUGGUGCUACGCUUGAAAUUGGGGGUGAUAGAUGUGGCUCUAAGGGCUAUUAUCUUCAGCCAACUGUUUUUUCAAACGUUAAGGAUGACAUGUUGAUAGCACAGGAUGAGAUCUUUGGCCCAGUACAGUCCAUCUUAAAGUACAAGGAUCUUGACGAAGUGGUUAGAAGGGCAAAUGCUUCUCGCUAUGGACUGGCAGCUGGAGUUUUCACUCAGAACAUAGACACUGCCAACUUCUUAACUCGUGCAUUACGAGUUGGAUCAGUAUGGAUUAACUGCUAUGAUAUUUUUGAUGCUGCAAUUCCUUUUGGUGGAUACAAGAUGAGCGGCCUGGGCAGAGAAAAGGGCAUUUACAGCCUCAGCAACUACUUGCAGACUAAGGCUGUUGUGUUUGCUUUGAAAAACCCAGCAUGGUUGUAAUAUCUUCUUACUUCUAGCUUUCUAUUUCACAUCAUUUAAGAUGAACAUCCAUGUCAUAAAGCUUGACAUUCUAUUUAAUAAAGCAAAUUAGUGUUUUAAAUGUCAA
This is a messenger RNA of Manihot esculenta (cassava), 1767 nucleotides long. Its product is annotated as aldehyde dehydrogenase family 2 member B7, mitochondrial. The record is from RefSeq and is a predicted model, not a curated record. The coding region runs from base 54 to 1661 and encodes 535 amino acids. The transcript has 11 exons. Gene Ontology annotation, molecular function: aldehyde dehydrogenase (NAD+) activity. Lineage: Eukaryota; Viridiplantae; Streptophyta; Magnoliopsida; Malpighiales; Euphorbiaceae.